AUGGCUUGUAUCUCAAACUCCAAGACUACGGGGCCUGAUAACCAUCGACAAAUUCGCAGAAUGUACGUCCCCACGGACUUCCAGGUCCUCCCUCUUCUCUUAAUCGGCUUUGCCACUUAUCAACUGGAUCGAACGAAUAUUUCAAGCGCAUUAACCGGCGGUUUCGCGGCUGCCAUCAAUGUGGACCAGAGUACAAUCAAUCUCGGGAACCAGCUGAUGUUCCUGGGCGUGAUUGUGCUUGAAAUACCCUCGAAUAUAAUCCUGCACUCAAUCGGACCACGAUGGUGGAUCGGCGGGCAGGUCCUGAUAUUCGGCAUCAUGGCCGCGCUACAGAUCUUUGUCCAGAAUAGAUCUGGAUUUCUUGUCACGAGGACAUUCCUCGGGUUAGCAGAGGCCGGGUACAUCCCUGGUGCGAUGUACACUUUAUCAUGCUGGUAUACGAGAGAGGAGCUCACGAAGCGCAUCGCGGUGUUCUUCUUCGGGAUGUUCGGGGGUACUGCGGUUUCGCCGCUACUAGGUGCCGCGUUGUUAACGUUGGACGGAAAGGGUGGAUUAUCAGGCUGGCAGUGGAUUUUUCUAGUGGAAGGUAUAUGGUCGAUGCUGGUAGGAAUCAUGCUACUGGCCUUCCUCCCAGAACGACAAAACAUCCGAACAAACACACCCGCUCAAAGCGAUGUCUUGGAAGAUGUAGAAAAGCAGCCAAGCGAUGUCACUAUCCAAGAGGCUCCCAGCCAAAGCCAGCACAUCUCCCUCGAAGUCGUAUGGAAAACACUAACCAACGUCCAAAAAUGGCCGCAUUUCCUCGCUACAGCCUGCGUCUUUGCAACAUGGAGUCCGCUCACAACCUACACGCCCACCAUCAUCAUGUCCCUGGGCUAUUCGCGCAUCGAAUCGAAUGCGCUAGCCGCAAUCGGAAACUUUAUCACCCUGCCCGUCGUUUUGUUUUUCGCGUGGCUGAGCGAUAGAACAAAGCAACGCGGCCUGACUGUGAUGGUGGCUAUUACCUGCUAUCUGAUUGCGGUGAUUCUUCUGAGAUGCCUUCAAGCGCGAGUUGGGAAAUGGGGACGAUUCGGGCUAUGGACGACGGUAAAUGGGCUGGCGGUUGGAUACCAUCCGAUUCAUAACUCGUGGAUUCAGAUGAAUUGCAAGAGUCCGGAGGAGCGGAGUAUUAUUGUGAUGACUGCAACAGGUGGCCUCAUGGGAGGACAACAAAUCUUUCGCAAGGACGAGUCCUCGACAGGCUAUCCUAGAGGAUUGGUGAUCAUGAUUGCUCUUAUUGUGUCAGGUCUAAUCCUGACCGCAGGACAGAUGGUCAUUUACUUUUUCUCGAACCGUCGGAAAAAGAGAGUAGGGGUAUCAGGGGAGCUUGAUGUCCUCUAA
This is a messenger RNA of Aspergillus glaucus CBS 516.65, 1380 nucleotides long. RefSeq lists its product as uncharacterized. The coding region runs from base 1 to 1380 and encodes 459 amino acids. Gene Ontology annotation, molecular function: transmembrane transporter activity. The transcript has 6 exons. Gene Ontology annotation, biological process: transmembrane transport. NCBI's taxonomy places the organism in Eukaryota, Fungi, Ascomycota, Eurotiomycetes, Eurotiales, Aspergillaceae. The record is from RefSeq and is a predicted model, not a curated record. Gene Ontology annotation, cellular component: membrane.